Erinaceus europaeus (western European hedgehog) is the source of this 1932-nucleotide messenger RNA. RefSeq names its product mitochondrial ribosomal protein L38 (gene MRPL38). The coding region runs from base 88 to 1230 and encodes 380 amino acids. The record is from RefSeq and is a predicted model, not a curated record. Gene Ontology annotation, cellular component: mitochondrial large ribosomal subunit. The transcript is spliced from 9 exons. Lineage: Eukaryota; Metazoa; Chordata; Mammalia; Eulipotyphla; Erinaceidae.
CGGGGUCUGGCGAGCGGGCGGGCGUACAGGCGCAGCUCGGGCAGCUCUGCUCGGGUCCUAGGGCGGCCGGCGCCUAGCGGAGCCAAGAUGGCGGCACCCUUGUGGCGGGGCGCGCUGCACGGAUUUCCCAAAUGGCGGGGCUUGAGCACUUCGGCCGUCCUGAGUCGCCGGGCUGCCCCCCUGGGGCCGAUGCCCAACGAGGACAUCGACGUGAGUAACCUGGAUAAGCUGGAGAAGUACCGGAGCUUCAGCCGCUACCGGCGCCGGGCGGAGGAGGAGGCGCGGGCCCCGCACUGGUGGCGGACCUACCGAGAGUAUUUCUUGGAGAAGUCAGAUUCCAAAGACAAGAUUGAUAUUGGACUGCCUCCUCCUAAGGUGAACCGAACUCAGCAGCUGCUGGAAAGGAAACAGAUUCUUCGAGAGCUGCAAAGCAAUGCAGAGGUGGAACGGGCUGCCCGCCUCCGCACAGCACAAAUCCCUCUGGAAGCUGUGCGGGCAGAGUGGGAGCGGACCUGCGGCCCCUAUCACAAACAACGUGUGGCUGAGUACUAUGGCCUCUACCGAGAUUUGUUCCAAGGUGCCACCUUUGUGCCCCGUGUCCCCCUGCAUGUGUCCUACGCAGUGGGAGAGGAAGACUUGAUGCCUGUGUACUACGGCAACGAGGUCACACCGACAGAGGCUGCCCAAGCUCCAGAGGUGACAUAUGAAGCAGAGGAUGGAUCUCUGUGGACACUGCUGCUCACCAAUCUGGAUGGACACCUGCUGGAACCCGAGGCUGAAUACAUCCACUGGCUGGUAACCAACAUCCCAGGCAACAGGGUGACCGAAGGACAAGAGACGUGUCACUACCUCCGCCCCUUCCCUGCCCAGGGCUCUGGAUUCCAUCGCUUUGCCUUCUUGCUCUUCAAGCAGGACAAGCUGAUUGACUUCUCUGAGGAUACCCGGCCCUCACCCUGCUACCAGCUUGCGCAGCGGACCUUCCACACUUUUGAUUUCUAUAAGAAACACCAGGAUACCAUGACUCCAGCGGGCCUGGCCUUCUUCCAGUGCCGCUGGGAUGACUCGGUCACCCAGGUCUUCCACCAGCUACUGGACAUGAGGGAGCCUGUGUUUGAAUUUGUGCGGCCUCCCCCAUACCACCCCAAGCAGAAGCGUUUUCCCCACGGGCAGCCCCUGCGCUACCUCGACCGGUACCGGGACAGUCAUGAGCCCACCUAUGGGAUCUACUGAGGGCCACCUAGCUCAGGACAGGCUAGGCCUCUCGAGCCACCCUGUCAGACAGACUUCACCGCUGGAGCACCUGAAGACCGAGUUGGGGUGAUGUGCCCGGCUCGAGGCAGUCCCUCCACCACCCUGCCAGCAGGCACAUGGCUUGGGAGUGAAGAGGACUCUGCUGGUGAUGGCACGGGUGGGGGCUGGGGGAGGAGUGUAAAGAAAGCUGAUUCUGCUGAAGCGGGUCUGGGCCUGUGUCCUGGGAGCAGCCAGUCCCCCUGGUGGGGUUGUGUUACUUGACGAGUAGGAAGGGGGCCCCGCCAUACACAUGUCUGCACACCUACACCUCCCGAGGGUGCCGGGGUCCUGUGAUCUAGCGGAUGAAGACAAGUACAGGAGAAAAGGGGAGUGGGCGAGAUAGCAAGUGGUUAUGCAAAGAAACUCAUGCCUGAAACCCCAAGGUCCCAGGUUCAAUCCCCUACACCUCCAUAAGCCAGAGCUGAGCAGAGCUUUGGAUAGGAGAAGGGGGGGGGGGUGUUUGGCGGUGUCCUUGAUUGAAUAUACAGAUUAACAAUGCACAAGGACCCAGGUUCUAGCCCCCGUCCCCAUUUGCAGGGGGAAUGCUUUUCAAAUGGUAAAGCAGUGCUGCAGGUGUGUGUGUCUCUCUCCCCUCUAUCUGUCUUUUCCUUCUUGGUUUCUGGCGGUCUCUAUUCAAUAAAG